Molecule: messenger RNA, 11959 nt
Organism: Styela clava
Lineage: Eukaryota; Metazoa; Chordata; Ascidiacea; Stolidobranchia; Styelidae
Source: RefSeq, a predicted model, not a curated record
CGCAUGAGACAGUGGCUCUGUCACUGCUGUAUCAUUGUAUGUAUAUGGUUGCAUGAACCAUGCUUCACUCAGUGUCAUCUGACAUCAACCAAGAAAUAAACAAAUACAAGGAAUAUGUGUCUCUGCUCAAUGAUCCACUGGCUCAGGAUGAAAAUAAGUUGAAAGUUGCUCAAGAAGUGAGCGAACAUUUCGAGGACAUUGCACAUUCUCCUCAAUAUCAAGUGUUUCUAAAUCAUUGUGUUCCAAGAUUUGUCAAAUUAUUGCAAGAUGGAGAACCAAGCUUUGUACUGGAAAAUCAUGGCCAGCAACUUCGCAAACUUGUUCUUGACAUUCUACAUCGGAUUCCAACUAACGAUUAUUUGAAACCUCAUGUUAAAAUGAUCCUCAAUUUAUGCUUCCAGCUACUUGAGGUUGACAAUGAAGAAAAUGUUCAAGUUUGUUUAAAAAUAUUGAUCGAGCUUCAUAAACAAUUCAGACCACAAAUGGCACCAGAGAUCCAACAUUUUCUUGCUCUUGUGAAGAGAAUCUAUUCAGAACUUCCAAGAAAUAUGUCAUGGCUAUUUGAGAAUCCAACAAUAUCAGAUGGAAGUAUGCCUGAUCCAACGCGUAUUGGAACUAUUACUCCGAUACAAUAUAGAGAAAGAGGAAACAUGUCUGCGGCUGGAGUCACUACUGUCAAUAGAACUUAUGUUCCAAAAGCUUUGAAUUCAAUGAAAGUUUUGCAGGAAAUACCAAUCACAGUUGUUUUAAUGUAUCAGUUGUACAAAGCUGCAACACAAAGUGUAGUUGCGGAAUUUAUACCUUUGAUUAUGUCAACAUUGUUGCUGCAACCUUCACAACAAGCUCGAGCUUCUCCUAAUUUCAACAAAGAACUUUUUGUUGAUUUCACAGCUGCUCAAGUCAAGACUUUGUCGUUCAUCGCAUUCUUUGUUCGACCUUACCAUGAAAGCAUCAUUCAAUAUUCAAAUGAAAUGGUGACAGCAAUGCUUCAAUUACUAACAAAUUGUCCACCUGAAGUUGCUUCUCUCAGAAAAGAACUGCUUAUCGCUGUUCGCCAUAUUCUGGCAACUGAUCUUCGUACAAAAUUUGUACCUCGAAUGGAUUCCCUUCUUGAUGAAGAAAUUCUGGUCAGCAGUGGUUGGUCUGCUUGUGAAACAUUGCGACCUCUUGCAUACAGUACAUUAGCUGAUCUAGCUCACCAUGUUCGCGCUCAACUCUCAUUGUCUCAGCUUGCUUCUGCAGUUCACCUGUUUUCGAAAAAUGUUCACGAUGAUUCUCUUCCAUGCUCAAUUCAAACAAUGUCUUGCAAAUUACUUCUGAAUUUAGUUGAAGGUAUAACAAAGAAAAGCGAGGUAGAAAAAAGCUCGCAAGGGCGAGAGAUCCUCAUGAGAAUGUUAGAAGUUUUUGUUUUGAAAUUUCACACAAUAACAAAGUAUCAACUACCAGCUAUACUCGCCAAAUGUAAGCCGCAGAGUGAAGCAACUGGACAAACUGACAAUAGUAGUAAUAGCAAUGCAACUGGAAGUAAUAAUAGUAAUUCUGGCAACACUGGAUCUAACUCAAGUUCAAUCCAAAGUACUUCAGCAUCAACUCCAACUUCCGCUCCUACAACUCCUGGUCCAUCAACACAGCAACAACAUGGAUCAUUGCCUUCUUCCAAGUCAACAGACACCGACAAUUCAAAACAAGAUGAUGGCAAAGGAUCAAGUACAAUAUCAGUGUCUGAUUGUAGAAGUCUGGUUAAAACUCUUGUUUGUGGAGUGAAAACAAUAACAUGGGGAGCAGGAUCUUGUAAAAGUCAAUUCAAUGAACAACAAUCGAGCACAAAUCAACAAUUUUUACCGCAAGAAACCGUUCUUUUCACAAAACUUGUUCGAUAUGCUCUUCAGGCUUUGGAUAUAUACCAGAUUAAUGUGGGUGCAAAUGGACAAGCGUAUGUUCGGGCAUCAAAUUGUCCGACGGUUCGAAUGAAGGAAGAAAAAGAAGUAUUGGAACAUUUUGCAGGUGUUUUUACAAUUCUCAGUCCUUCAACAUUCAAAGAAAUUUUCAGCACAACGAUAACUUACAUGGUGGAUAGGAUUUACAAAAACUACGCUUUACAGAUUGUUGCAAACUCGUUUCUUGCUAGCCCGCAUACUUCACCUACAUUUGCCACCAUACUAGUCGAGUAUUUAUUAGAAAGGUUGAAAGACAUGGGGGAACCAGGAGAAAAAUCAAAUCUAUACUUGAAGCUUUUCAAGCUUGUCUUUGGAUCUGUGUCAUUAUUUGCAAAUGAGAAUGAACAAAUGUUGAAACCACAUCUACACACAAUCGUUACUCGAUCAAUGGAACUUGCUAAUACGGCUCAUGAUCCAUUCAACUAUUUCUUAUUAUUGAGAGCUUUGUUUCGUUCCAUUGGUGGCGGAAGUCAUGAUAGCUUGUAUCAAGAAUUCUUACCACUUUUGCCAAAUCUUUUGCAAGGUCUAAACAGCCUCCAGAGUGGACUUCACAAACAGCACAUGAAGGAUUUAUUUGUGGAACUAUGUCUAACUGUUCCUGUACGACUCAGUUCUUUGCUUCCAUAUCUUCCAAUGUUGAUGGAUCCGUUGGUUUCUGCGCUCAAUGGUUCACAAACUUUAAUAACUCAAGGUCUCAGAACGUUGGAACUGUGUGUGGAUAAUUUGCAGCCUGAUUUCUUAUAUGAUCAUAUUCAGCCUGUAAGAGCAGAACUGAUGCAAGCGCUCUGGAGAACAUUGCGAAAUCCAUCUGAUGGAAUUGCUCAUGUUGCUUUUCGAGUUCUUGGCAAAUUUGGUGGAUCGAACCGAAAGAUGCUCAAAGAAGCUCAACGACUUGAGUAUAAUGACUCAGAUUCACUUGGUCCUUGCAUCAGAGUGGAUUUUCUUGAUUGCAAGACUCCAGUUUACUUGCCGGUGCAACAAAUUGUUGAGAGUGCCUUGAAAUGCUUGAAAAGUUUGGGAACAGAUACAUAUUAUAGGAGACAAUCAUUCGAAGUUAUAAAAUGUUAUUUGAUUUGCAUGAUGAACAAUGACGUUGGACAAAUUGAUUUCUCUCACUUGAUUCAACAUUCCACAUUUACAACUGGAAAGUUUCCUCAUGUUCCUGUGUCAAGUCUACCAAAAUGUCAAGAUACUGUUACCAGAAAUACUUUCAAACAAUCUUUAACUGCUGCGAUCAUGUGUGCUGUUAUCAAAGACCUACAGGUUGUUGCACUGCCAUUUGUUGCUCAUGUCGUUCGACAUUACACUCUCGUUGCUCUAUCCCAACAAGCAGGACCAUUUCCACUCACAGCAAAGCAACAGAGUCAACAAGGAUCCAUGGGUUUCUGUGCUGGUGUAAACAGCUGGUGGUCUGGUAUGGAUCCUUUAGUUUUAAUAGAUUCAAUAGCAGAAUGUAUGGCUUACGAAGAAAAAGAAUUAUGCAAAGUUGGAACAAUUGCUAUUAGUAUCAUCAUUGAAGUCACAAGUACUGUACUUGGAUCCAGAGAACGUGCUUCCAAGUUGCCACUCUUCUCAUACUUGGUUGAUAGAAUGUGUGCUUGCUGUUAUGAUCGAGCAUGGUACGCAAAAUAUGGUGGAUGUAUCGCUAUAAGAUAUUUGAUGGAACAGAUGCCUCUUAAAUGGGUUUUGGAGCAACAGUUUGUUUUUCUACGAGCUCUAUUGUUUGUUAUGAUGGAUUUGACAAGUGAAGUAUCAAGUGGUGCAAUCGAUCGGGCAAAAGACAUUUUACAGAAUCUUCUAAAGAAAUGUGCUUCACCGCUAACUAGUCCUUUGUCAGAAGAUAGAGAAGCUGUUGCCUUGCAGACAACUUCAUUUAAUCAAGUCAUGAGAGAACUUGUGAGAGAAGUUACCUCACCGAACCAACUAGUCAGAGAACAGGCGAUGAGUUCGCUUCAUACUUUGGCAGAAACUUCGGAAAAGAGUGUAACAUCGAUUAUGGCUCCCCAUCGUGAUGUGUUAGCCGACAUGAUUCCACCUAGAAAACACUUGCUUCGGCAUCAACCAGUGAAUACUCAAAUUGGACUCAUGGAUGGAAACACUUUCUGUAACACUCUCAAUCCAAGAUUAUUUACAAUUGAUUUAGCUAUUGUGGAACAUAAGGUUUUCUUUACUGAAUUGUUCAACAUUUGUGAAGCAGAUGACGCAGCUUUAAAAAAACUAGCUUGUUAUAAAAAUGUUGCAAGCUUAGUUCCUCUCAGAAUCAGUGCAAUGAAAGUUUUGGCUGCAUUGCAUUACAUCCCCCAGGUGAAAGAUCGAAUUAUUAAUGUUUUAUUCAAACAACUCGGAUCAGAAAGUGAAGAAUUGAUGAAAACAGCAGAAGAAUGCAUUGAAAAAUUUUUGAAAGGAACUGCAGAAGAAGGAAAACCAGUAGAAAAUGAAGUUCUUCAUAAUGCAAUGAGACCAACGCUGUUCAAAAUGGGAGAUUAUCGGAGUCUAACACUGAGUGUGGUACGCCAUCUUGCUACACUUUCUCGACUUUUUCCGAAUUCAUUCAACGAGAAGCUCUGUGAACAACUUUAUACUCAUCUCGGAAAAUGGUUGGAAGUUGUUCUACACAAACAUCAAUCUCACACUGAUAUCCAACAAGAAUUGAAACUGUGUGUCGCUAUUCUAGACAUAUUUCAUCUCAUUCCACUCGCCCCUCAGUCCCUUCUGGAGCCUUUGAUCACCAGCGUAGUCAAAACUGAGGCAGGUCUGAUGACGGAAAUUGGAAGUCCUUUACGUGAACCGUUGUUUCAAUUUGUUGUUCAACAUCCUGAUGAAGCCUUGCUAAUUUUCUUGCAAGAAGUUCAUGUUACCAACGCACAUUGGAAUCGACUUAUGACAUUUUUCCUGAAAAAACAAGAUGAGAAUGGUCGACUUUUGCGACACACUAUGGAACAAAAGAGUUCUCAAUUGCUUGAUGUAUGUUUCAGUAGACAACUGUAUUAUCAUGGAUUACAGGUUAUCUGGAUUCUUGCAAAGAACAAUUCAAAUUAUUUGGUUCAGCAUGUUAACAUUAUCAAGAAACUGCAACUUAUUUGGUCAAGUCGUGAAUUUCAGCAACGACACAAACAUGAUCAAUCUCUAACCAUUCAUUUCAACGAACCUCGGAUUUUGGCAAAAAUAUUGAAUUUGUACGUAAGCAACAAUCCAGAUAAUGUUGAGCUUCAUUUCCAAUUACUCCGGGGAUUUUCCGGUCGAUCUCUUGCGGAUUUCACUUUUCUUAAAACAUGGUUUGAAGAGAAAAUACCUACAACUUAUUCGAUACUCCAAAAAAGAAAGGUUUUCUUCAAAUAUGUUGAGUUAUUCCAUGAUGAUGCUUUUCCUGCUGAACUCAAAGCUUAUGCUCUGCAAUAUAUUCUGAUUCCAAUGUUCAAAAAAACAUUUGAGAACGGAGAAGGAGAACAAAUAAUUGGUGGACCUCCCAAUCCUGAGUCUGAUAAUCAUAACGAUUGUAUCAGCGUCUUCAUCAACCAAGUAAUUGAUCCUGAUCAGCCGUAUGGAGUACCUGAUGCAGUGAGGAUCCAGUUGCUACGAUUUUUAGCUUUACUUGUUGAAAAUGCAUCGACCCAUAUCCAUGACCCCGGUAACAAACGCCAUGGCAACAAACUUCGUCGUAUAAUGACAUUUGCAUGGCCUUGUUUACUUCCAAAGAAUUGUAUCGAUCCAGCAACGAAAUACCAUGGUCAUCUCCUGUUGUCUCACAUCAUUGCCAAGUUUGCAAUUCACAAGCGAAUUGUGCUGCAGACUUUCUAUUCUCUUCUCAAGGCUCAUGCUGUAGAAGCUCGUGCUGUUGUUCGUCAAGCACUCGAUAUUCUCACGCCAGCUAUGCCUACUAGAAUGGAGGAUGGAAAUCAAAUGUUAACACACUGGACAAGAAAAAUUAUUGUUGAAGAAGGACAUACUAUUGCUCAGCUGAUGCAUGUCUUGCAACUUAUUGUUAGACAUUGUAUGGUAUAUUAUCCUGUCAACAAUGGCCUUAUACAACAAAUGGUCGCAUCAAUGCAACGACUUGGUCUUGCUCCUAACAUUAAUGCAGAACAUCGAAGACUUGCUGUUGACGUGGCUGAAGUUUUAUUGAAAUGGGAAUUGAGAAGAUUGCAAGAAUCAGGAAUAUUAGAUUCUGGAGAUGAUGCAGUGAAACAUCUGACCUAUCCAAUGUCUAACAUUUCUUUGAUGAAAACAUUAUCUGGUGAAUUGCAAACCUCAUCAAGUCAUCAAGUGUCUCCAAUUGAUAAGAAACAUUCCGAUUCUGUUGUUAACUUUCUACUGAGAAUGACUUGCCAGGGUAAUGAUUCAUCUGGAGGUUCAACUGGAGAAAUACUUGGAAGACGAUGUAUCGCAUUAUUGAAGAAAGCUCUAAAACCAGAAGUCUGGCUAAACUCUGAUCUACAUUUAGGAUGGCUUGAAAAAUUGUUGCUUUCUGUUGAAGCUUAUCAACAGAACAAUAUGAGCAACAUUUGUACGGCACUUGAUCUUCUGACAUUAUUACUCCAACAUUUACCAAAGGAAUCAAUCUUGACAACUUUCAAACCGAUACAGAAUGGAAUUGCUGCUUGUAUGAACUGCUCAUCUACCAAGAUUAUUCGUUCUGUGCAAAUGUUGUUAUCUCGAUUGAUGUCAAUUUUUCCAACUGAACGUAGCAUAUUAAGUGUCUCAUCAAUGCAUGAACAACUAGAAGUCUUAUACACGGCCGUAGGAAAAAAUAUACAAGAAGGACUCGCUACUUAUGAAAAGACAACAAAUGCUACAGCAUCAAGUCUCUUCCCAACUCUUCUCAUUCUGAAGUCAGCAUGCACUCACAAUGUGAGUUACAUUGAUAGAUUGAUGAGUGUUUUCAUGAAAACGUUUCUCAAACUUGUUAAAGAUCAUCUGAAUCCUGCACAGGCACCAGGACAAACUACUCCUGAACCUAAUCCAGCCUCUGGUGAACUAAUCAUAAUAUGCCUUGAGCUUGUGAAAAACAGAGUUUCAGUUAUGUCAAGUGACGUCAGAAAAACUUUUAUCCAAAAUAUUCUGGCUCAACUUAUUGAAAAAUCUGUUGAUGGGAAAAUUUUGAAAGCGAUUACAAAAACUAUGGAUGAAUGGCUGAAGAUCAAAUCGACUCCUGAAGCGAGCCAGGUUCCUACAAUGAGAGAGAAAUCCCAUUUGUUAUUAAAAAUGAUGACAUUCAUUGAAAAAAGAUUUCCAGACGAUCUUGAAUUACAAGCCAGCUUUUUGGAACUUGUCAACUAUGUUUACAGAGAUGAAAGUCUUAUUCGAAGUGAUCUGACAAGCAAACUAGAACCUGCGUUUCUUGCUGGACUACGAUGCAAACAACCAGCUAUUCGACAAAAAUUUGUAGAAGUUUUUGAUCGCAGCAUCAAACAGAAACUUUAUGAUCGUUUGUUGUACAUUAUUUGCUCUCAAAAUUGGGAAGCAAUGGGAAGUCAUUUUUGGAUAAAACAAUGCAUUGAGCUUCUAUUUGCUGUUUGUGAUAAAGGAACCUCGAUAUUUAGUCGUGGAAGUCCUUACCUUCUACCUUCCAUCACAAAUGUUGUGAAUCUGGCUGAUAGUCAAGAAAGACAAGUAUUUGAGAUGAUGAGUCGUGUUAAGACUGAACCAAUGGAAGUUGACAUGGACAAUAAAGAUGAUGAUGAAUCUCAAAUGAUGGAGACUAAUUCAAUCAGUGGAAACACACGACUAAAAAGCCCUAUCCAACAUUCAAAGUCGAAGGAUCCCAAGCAACUUUUGGCAACGCUAAUAACAAAACAUGGGAGAUUCUUGGAAUCCGUGACAGAAGUAAAAAUCUGUUCGUUCCUGAAUUCAGUGACUCAAUUAUGCCAUCAUGAUACCGAUCUUGCAAGCAAAGUUUGGAUUCAACUUUUCCCAAGAAUUUGGAAAGUUCUCAGCGACAAACAACAAGAUAUACUUCGUGGAGAAAUUGGAUCUUUUAUAUGCAGUGGAGCCCAUCUUGUGCAGAAAGAUUGUCAACCAUCGUCGUUACAUACUUUUGUUGAAUCUUUAUCUCACUGCAUACCGCAACUCAAACUUAGGCCAUGCGUUGUGAAAUAUCUGGGAAAGACUCAUAAUCUGUGGUUACGUUGCGCCAUCAUGCUUGAAAAUUUAUCUACGGAACGUGGCCUUUAUUUGUCGAAACCCAAACAACAAUCUCGUGGUUCUUCAUCUUAUGUCCCUGAGAAUAUUAAUUCCGAACAACAAGAGAUUCUGGAUUCCUUGUGUAACUUAUACUCACUUCUGAGAGAGGAAGAUAUGUGGGCUGGAUUGUGGCAAAAACGUUGUAAAUUUCCUGACACAGCUAAAGCAAUUGCUUUUGAACAACAAGGAUUUUUUGAACAAGCUCAAUCAACGUAUGAAAGUUUAAUGUCUCAAGCAAGAGAUGAUCAUAAUAAAGGUCCCGCACCAAUAACUAACAUUCCUGAAUAUCAAGUUUGGGAAGAACAUUGGAUCAGAUGCUGCAAAGAACUAAAUCAGUGGGAAAUAUUGACAGAAUAUGGCAACAAAGGAAGUGUCUGCAAUUCACAUCUUGUAUUAGAUUGUGCUUGGAGACUUCCUGACUGGACAACUAUGAAAGAUGCUUUAGUUCAAGUUGAACUUUCUUGUCCGAAGGAAAUGGCUUGGAAAGUCAACAUGUAUCGAGGAUUUCUUGCAAUAUGUCAUCCUGACGAACACCAUCUGCAUCUCAUUGAAAGACUCGUUGACAUGGCUAGUUCUCAAGCUAUUAAAGAAUGGAAAAGAUUACCAAGAAUAGUUUCUCACAUUCACACACCUUUACUACAAGCUGCUCAACAAAUUAUAGAAUUACAGGAGGCAUCGCAGGUUCACCAAAGCUUACAGCCUAGUAAUCUUGGACGCAGUAAUUCUCUUCAUGAUAUGAAAGCAAUUGUUAAAACUUGGAGAAAUCGACUUCCUAUGACAUCAGAUGACCUUUCACACUGGAGUGAUAUUUUCAUAUGGCGUCAUCACCAUUACCAGGCAAUUGUACAAGCAUAUGAUGACAUGUCAGCACUUCAGCCUGAUCCCAAUUCAAACCAUGCAAUGUUGGGGGUGCAUGCAUCUGCAUCUGCUAUCAUUCAUUACGGAAAAAUUGCUCGGAAACACGGCCAAAUCAAUUCAGCUUUAGACUCAUUGUCAAGAAUUCAUUCCAUUCCUUCAGUGCCGAUUGUAGAUUGUUUCCAGAAAAUACGGCAACAGGUUAAAUGCUACCUGCAAAUGACAGGUGUUAUGGGGAAAGGAGAAUGCAUGCACGGUCUUGAAGUAAUUGAAUCGACAAAUUUGAAAUAUUUUACCAAAGAAAUGACGGCUGAGUUCUAUGCUUUGAAAGGAAUGUUUUUGGCUGAAAUUGGAAAAUCAGAAGAAGCAAAUAAAGCAUUUUCUGCUGCAGUGCAAAUGCAUGAUGUACUUGUGAAAGCUUGGGCGUUAUGGGGAGAUUAUUUGGAAAAUGUUUUUGUGCAGCAACCUUCUCAAAUCAAGCAAGGAGUUUCAGCUAUCACUUGCUACUUGCACGCAUGUCGGCAUCAGAACGAACAUAAAUCAAGAAAAUAUCUUGCUAAAGUUAUUUGGCUUCUUAGUUAUGAUGAUUCUGAAUGUGCUUUAGCUGACGCUGUGGACAAGUAUUCCGUUGGAGUGCCACCAAUUCAGUGGUUGGCUUGGGUACCUCAGUUACUUACGUGCUUGGUUUGCAGUCAUGGAGCUAAAAUACUCAACUUGCUGAGUCAUGUUGCUAGAGUGUUCCCUCAAGCUGUAUACUUUCCAAUUCGUACUCUAUAUCUCACAUUGAAGAUUGAACAACGAGAAAGGUAUAAAAGCUCAGAAGUGAACACUGCUGGAACUGCUGUUUCAUCUGGUAAUGAAUCCUCUCAAGAGUCAUCUUCAGGAGAAAACAAACCUAACGUAGUCGUUUCACAACAAUCUCAAACCCAAACUCAACAACAAAAUACUACGGCAGGUGGGAGUGAUUCUGGCCCAAUUCGUGCCACACCAUCUAUGUGGCGAUGCAGUCGUAUCAUGCAUAUGCAGAGAGAUUUGCAUCCAACGUUGCUGUCUUCUCUUGAGGGAAUUGUUGAUCAGAUGGUUUGGUUUCGUGAAAACUGGCAUGAAGAGGUUCUUCGCCAGCUUUGUCAAGGACUUGCAAAAUGUUAUUCUGUUGCAUUUGAGAACAGAGCAGCAGUUUCACAGGCUAGGAUUACACCUCAUACGUUGAAUUUUGUCAGAAAACUCGUUUCGACUUUCGGUGUUGGAAUUGAAAAUGUAUCAAAUGUUACGCAAACAUUUUCAAGUGCAGCCUCUGAGUCUCUUGCUCGUCGAGUACAGGCUACAGCACAAGAUCCUGUUUUUCAAAAAAUGAAAACACAAUUUACAACUGAUUUUGACUUCAGCAUACCUGGAUCAAUGAAGUUACAUAACGUCAUCCAGAAAUUGAAGAAAUGGAUCAAAAUAUUGGAAGCUAGGACAAAGGUGAUGCAAAAAUCAUUCUUGAUUGAGGAAAAAUGUCGUUUCUUGAGUAACUUCUCUGCAAGCACAGCAGAAGUUGAGAUUCCUGGGGAAUUUUUGAUGCCUAAAGCAACUCAUUAUUAUGUUAAAAUAGCAAGGUUUAUGCCUAGAGUUGAAAUUGUUCAAAAGCACAAUACUGCUGCUCGGAGAUUGUAUAUUAGAGGACACAAUGGAAAAAUUUAUCCUUAUUUGGUAAUGAAUGACGGAUGCCUGAUUGAAUCUCGGCGUGAAGAACGAGUAUUGCAACUAUUACGCCUUCUCAAUCCUGGCCUUGAAAAAAGGAAAGAAACAGCAAAACGUCAACUUUUAUUUACUGUUCCGCGUGUUGUUGCUGUUUCUCCCCAGAUGAGACUUGUAGAAGACAAUCCAUCUUCUCUCUCAUUGCUGCAUAUAUAUAAACAGAGGUGUGCGAAAAAGAAUGUUGAAUACGAUGCUCCAAUCAGUAGAUAUUAUGAAAGACUAACAUCUGUGCAAGCAAGAGGAACUCAGGUUGGUCACCAAGUACUUCGAGACAUCCAGAAAGAAGUGCAAAGUAAUACUGUACCUCGCAGUAUGCUGAAAGAAUGGGCAACACAUACUUUUCCUGCUGCUACAGAUUAUUGGACUUUCAGAAAGACGGUCACACUUCAGUUAGCAUUACUUGGAUUUGCAGAAUUUGUCUUGCACUUGUCAAGACUCAAUCCAGAAAUGUUGCAAAUUGCACAAGAUUCUGGUCAUCUUCAUGCAGCAUAUUUCAGGUUUGAUGUUGGUGAUAAUACAGGUGAAUUGGAUGCAAAUCGAUCAGUUCCUUUCCGUCUUACUCCGAAUAUCACAAGUUUUAUUUCACCUGUCGGUGUUAGCAGUGUCCUGACUGCUGCCAUGAUUGCCACUGCGAGAUGUUUCAUGCAGCCUAGUUUUAAGGUGGAAGGCUUACUUCGUGCUAUUCUCCGAGAUGAAAUGAUAGCUUGGUAUAAGAAAAAGCAAGAUGAUGUCACACAACCUGCAACUAUGGUUCCUCCAAAUACACAACCCCCUGAUAUUGCAAGUGACCAGUUGGUGGCGCUAGUGAAUCAUGCUGUCAAAAUGAUAAUGUCUCGUCUUCAAAAUCUCGCUGAAUUUGAGGGCGGAGAAAGCAAAGUAACAUCGCUCGUGAAUGCAGCAACUCUACAAGAAAAUCUGUGUCGAAUGGAUCCUGCAUGGCACCCAUGGCUAUGAAAAGCACCACAUAAUUUGUUGUAUAUACAGUUCUUGGUUUUAUGAAGUAAAAUGACACUUUUGCUAUUUUCUGACUAGCGACUUACUUUCUAGAAGGCUGAUGGCUUACUAAUCACUUUUUUCGGCUUUAGUGGUAGAGAUCAUCGCUAACAAUUAGUGCUUUCCUAUUGUCCAAUAGAAAUGCCUGUGGUUGCUUACCUUUCAAUCAUGUUGUUUAAGUUUUGUACAUUUUUGUAUCAUAUUUUUAGUUUUCUGUGUUUGAAUAAAUAUUCGUACAUGGACUGUAUAUCAGA